GCCCCUCCUCCCUGCCUUUGUCUCUUCCUGCCCGUGGGCUCAGCUGGGCUGUGGAGAGAGGGAGGCUGGCUCUUCGCAUUCAGGCCCUGGGUCACUAGCACCUCACGACUCUCUCAUCCUCUGAAGACACAGCCAGUAGCUCCUGCUAUGGACAGGUGGUACCUGGGUGGCAGCCCCAAGGAGAACGAGGACCCAUUCUACUACGACUACGAGACCGUCCGCAAUGGGGGCCUGAUCUUCGCCGCCCUGGCCUUCAUCGUGGGGCUCGUCAUCAUCCUCAGCAAAAGAUUCCGCUGCGGGGCCAAGAAGAAGCACCGGCAAAUUCCUGAAGAUGGGCUCUGAGGAGAGAGCCAGCCGUGCCCACCCUUGCACCGGGGCUGCUUGGAAGUCUUCCCUGAGCUGUAGACCUCUGUCCCAGCACUGCCAGGCCCUCGGGCUGAAGGAAGCUUCGGGCUCCACGUGACCCCCCCCCCCCCGGGUGGGCUUCACCUCCUUCUGCCCCGUGUUAAUAAUAAAGCCGGCCUCCGAGACGGCUCCUUCCCUGGCCUCCUCCCUCGCUCCUUCUCUCCUGUAACUGCCACCAUCCCCUCCUCCAAGCUGGAGUCAAUACAGCCUGGUCUCUGGCUUUUUGCUUAUU
This is a messenger RNA of Capra hircus (goat), 637 nucleotides long. It is a transcript of the gene FXYD2, whose product is annotated as FXYD domain containing ion transport regulator 2. The transcript is spliced from 6 exons. Gene Ontology annotation, biological process: monoatomic ion transport; regulation of sodium ion transmembrane transporter activity. The record is from RefSeq and is a predicted model, not a curated record. Gene Ontology annotation, cellular component: membrane. Lineage: Eukaryota; Metazoa; Chordata; Mammalia; Artiodactyla; Bovidae. Gene Ontology annotation, molecular function: sodium channel regulator activity. Bases 148 to 342 code for a protein of 64 amino acids.